AUCCCGGUGCUUCUUCGUAGACGCAGCAGCCCUUCUCUGCGGCAGCCGCGCCACGCCAACAGGCGCAGUGCCGCAGGCUCGCCCGAGAGGCCGCUCGCUGUCUCAGCUGCCGCUGCCGCGGACCGCCCUGAGCGGACCGUGGGCUGCGCCGACGCCACCUCCGAUCCUGUACGGUUGUGGGCGCCUCGGCGCGCCCCGUGCUCCGCAAUCCUGCGGCGAGCGGCAUGGGAUAAUGCGGCCAUGGUGCGCCGAGACCGCUUGCGCAGGAUGAGGGAGUGGUGGGUCCAAGUGGGGCUACUGGCUGUGCCCCUGCUGGCUGCGUACCUGCACAUCCCGCCCCCUCAGCUCUCCCCGGCUCUGCACUCAUGGAAGACUUCCGGCAAGUUUUUCACCUACAAGGGACUUCGCAUCUUCUACCAAGACUCCGUUGGUGUGGUUGGAAGCCCUGAGAUAGUUGUGCUUUUACAUGGCUUUCCAACAUCCAGCUAUGAUUGGUACAAGAUCUGGGAAGGUCUGACCCUGAGGUUUCAUCGAGUGAUUGCCCUUGAUUUCUUAGGCUUUGGCUUCAGUGACAAACCGCGACCACAUCAGUAUUCCAUAUUUGAGCAAGCCAGCAUUGUGGAAUCCCUCCUUCGGCACCUGGGACUCCAAAACCGCAGAAUCAACCUGUUGUCUCAUGACUAUGGAGAUAUUGUUGCUCAGGAGCUGUUGUACAGGUACAAGCAGAAUCGAUCUGGCCGGCUUACCAUAAAGAGUCUCUGUCUGUCAAAUGGAGGUAUCUUUCCUGAGACUCACCGUCCUCUCCUUCUUCAAAAGCUCCUCAAAGAUGGAGGCGUGCUUUCACCUAUCCUCACAAGGCUCAUGAACUUCUUCGUGUUCUCUCGAGGCCUGACUCCAGUCUUCGGACCAUACACUCGACCCUCUGAGAGUGAGCUAUGGGACAUGUGGGCUGGAAUCCGCAACAAUGACGGGAACUUGGUCAUCGACAGUCUUUUACAGUAUAUCAAUCAAAGAAAGAAAUUCAGAAGACGCUGGGUGGGAGCACUUGCUUCUGUGACCAUCCCUAUUCAUUUUAUCUAUGGGCCAUUGGAUCCUAUAAAUCCCUAUCCAGAAUUUCUGGAGCUGUACAGGAAAACGCUGCCGCGGUCCACAGUGUCGAUUCUGGAUGACCACAUUAGCCACUACCCACAGCUAGAGGAUCCCAUGGGCUUCUUGAAUGCAUAUAUGGGCUUCAUCAACUCCUUCUGAGCUGUAAAGAGUAGCUUCCCUGUAUUAAUUACCUCUCCCAUUCUCAUAUUUGUGUGUAUUCCACUUAGAAAUGCCCCAAAGAGGUCCUGGCAAUCAAAUACUAUUCUUUCAUAAAAGUCCAUUUGAUUCACAUUGGUCAGCAAACUAUAGAAAACAGGCAGCAGAAACUCUAAGGAUGGCAUGCUAAUCCAUCUCUCAUUCUCUUAUGGGUGACAAGAUACUCCUCCCCUCAUUCCUGUGACAUCUAACCAAGUGUAUGGAUCUGCUGUUUAGUGUUAUUAGAAAAUUCUGAUGAAUAACACUUCUCAAUUAUGUAGAAAGACAGCAUUGGACAUUGUUUUUCGUAAAAUACUUAAAAAAAAAACCCUAACUUGUGUGGACUUUGCUGAAAUCCUCAGAAAUGCUAACUUCUGGCCCAACCAUAAUUGGAGUCCUGUAGUAAAGAGGGAGGGAGGAGCUUGCUUAUCUCCCCUUCAAGUUCUCUAUACAGCACAGCUUAUGAGAAGGAAUAUCUUGUCAUGCCUUACAUUUAGUUUCAUCAGCUGCUUCUAAUUAUAGACAUUUUGUUGAAACACACAUUGGCUUAGGGGGCUGGUGAUGUAGCUCAGUGGUAGUGUGUCUGCCUAGCAAGCUAAAGCCCUUGGGUUCAAUCCCCAGAACUGCCCCCCCCCCAAAAAAAAAACCUUACCAAACCAAAAUAGACAUCACGAUACAAUGUUCUGAAUAUGCUUUUGAGACUUAUUAGCAUACUCAUGUAUGUAUUUUCUAAGGGUAUUAAGAUGUUGGCCCUUACUUCCUAGAGUAGAGAACCUCAUCACACAUAUAAUUUGUGAAUAAAAAGAUUCAAAUUAUUUACAGAAUUUCCUAAAACCACGAGGUAUUAACCAGUUGUAUCUGUGCCAGAGCUUUAUUGUCACUGGCUAGAAAGUCCAUGCUGAACAGU
This is a messenger RNA of Microtus oregoni (creeping vole), 2191 nucleotides long. It is a transcript of the gene Mest, whose product is annotated as mesoderm specific transcript. Bases 241 to 1248 code for a protein of 335 amino acids. Lineage: Eukaryota; Metazoa; Chordata; Mammalia; Rodentia; Cricetidae. The record is from RefSeq and is a predicted model, not a curated record. The transcript has 12 exons. Gene Ontology annotation, molecular function: catalytic activity.